Messenger RNA from Talaromyces marneffei, 828 nucleotides. RefSeq lists its product as uncharacterized. Gene Ontology annotation, molecular function: hydrolase activity, acting on carbon-nitrogen (but not peptide) bonds, in linear amides. The record is from RefSeq and is a predicted model, not a curated record. Lineage: Eukaryota; Fungi; Ascomycota; Eurotiomycetes; Eurotiales; Trichocomaceae. The transcript has 5 exons. The coding region runs from base 1 to 828 and encodes 275 amino acids.
AUGGUGAAAAUUGCGAUAGGGCAACUAUGCUCAACAGCGAGCAUGGCACACAAUCUCGCUCAAUGCCAGACAUUGAUAACAAAAGCUAUAGCUGCAGGAGCCAAGGCACUCUUUCUCCCCGAAGCGACAGAUUAUAUCGCCUCGUCGAGCGCUGAAAGUGUGUCACUGGUGCGCUCUGUGCAGCAAAGUGAAUUUGUCCUUGGCCUUCAAAAGGAAGCCAAGAAUGCAAAGUUCCCUAUAAAUGUGGGCAUUCAUGAGCCUGCCCAAGGUGGGAUCAAGGUGAAGAAUACCUUGAUAUGGAUCGAUGAGCAUGGAGAGAUUGUGCAACGGUAUCAGAAAAUACAUCUGUUUGAUGUUGAGAUCAAAGACGGUCCAGUACUAAAAGAAAGCGCGAGUGUCGAAGCAGGUACCCAAAUUCUUCCACCAUUCGAAACUCCUGUAGGACGAGUUGGUCUUGCCAUCUGCUUUGAUCUUCGAUUCCCCGAAAUUUCUAUAGCUCUUAAGCGCCAGAAUGCGCAAAUUAUAACCUUCCCUUCGGCAUUUACAGUGCCUACGGGACAAGAACAUUGGGAGGCUCUCCUCCGUGCCCGUGCCAUUGAAACGCAAUCAUAUGUAAUUGCUGCAGCACAGGUAGGAGCACACAAUGAGAAACGGACAAGCUAUGGACAUUCCAUGAUAGUCGACCCGUGGGGACAGGUGGUUGCAAAACUGGGGGGCGACUUCAAGGAACCUGAAAUCGCGACUGCUGAUAUUGAUUUCGAUUUGAUUGAUAAAAUAAGGAGAGAGAUGCCGUUACUUCGCCGAACGGAUGUCUAUCCUGAGAUAUGA